AUGCAGUGCUGCUCCAGGGAUACUCGUCUUACGGACGAAGAAAUUGACACUCAGGAAACUCAGGUUAGGACUAUUAACACCGUUACCGACAGGUCCCGCGCACAAGAGAUCGGUCAAAAUGUUGAGAGGCAAUGGGUAAGUUUACACAUGGGGAAACAUAUUUAUUCACUGUGGCUGUUACCACUUACCAGCCCGUUGACACUAACCAAGACUAUUGAGGUGCCCGUAGUCAAGACUGUGGAGCGCGUUGUCCCCAAGCCUGUUAUUCAGGAACGUGUUAUUCAAGUUCCCCGCGAGGUUACCCAGGUUGUCGAGAAGGUUGUUGAGAUUCCUGAUGUGAAAUUCGUCGAGAAGAUCAUCGAGGUCCCUCAAGUUCAGUACCGUAACAAGUUGGUACCGAAGGUCGAGGUUGUUGAGAGGAUUGUAGAGAAGCCUCAGAUCAUCGAGCAAUGGACCGAACGCAAGGUUGAGGUUCCUCAGAUCAAGGAAGUUGUGCGUUACAAGGAAAUCGAUGAGACAGAGGAGAUCAUCCGCUACUACCCCAAGGGUCACGGUAACAUUGACUGGGACAAGGAGUGCGAAAAGGCUCACAUCAUUAUCCCUAACGAAGGCAAUGAAAGCAAAUCAGUUUCUAAAACGGAAUGA
Molecule: messenger RNA, 645 nt
Organism: Babesia sp. Xinjiang
Lineage: Eukaryota; Apicomplexa; Aconoidasida; Piroplasmida; Babesiidae
Exons: 2
Coding region: 1-645 (214 amino acids)
Source: RefSeq, a predicted model, not a curated record